Molecule: messenger RNA, 1170 nt
Organism: Eptesicus fuscus (big brown bat)
Lineage: Eukaryota; Metazoa; Chordata; Mammalia; Chiroptera; Vespertilionidae
Gene: CACNG8
Product: calcium voltage-gated channel auxiliary subunit gamma 8
Biological process (GO): regulation of AMPA receptor activity; transmission of nerve impulse; calcium ion transport
Cellular component (GO): AMPA glutamate receptor complex; postsynaptic density membrane
Molecular function (GO): voltage-gated calcium channel activity; channel regulator activity
Source: RefSeq, a predicted model, not a curated record
GCCGCCUUCGGCCUCAUGACCAUCGCCAUCAGCACCGACUACUGGCUGUACACGCGCGCCUUCAUCUGCAACACCACCAACCUCACGGCGGGCGACGACGGGCCGCCCCACCGCGGCGCCCCCGCCGAGAAGAAGGACCCGGGCGGCCUCACGCACUCGGGCCUCUGGCGGAUCUGCUGCCUGGAAGGGCUGAAAAGAGGUGUCUGCGUGAAGAUCAACCAUUUCCCGGAGGACACUGACUACGACCAUGACAGCGCGGAGUAUCUGCUCCGAGUGGUCCGGGCCUCCAGCAUCUUCCCCAUCCUCAGCGCCAUCCUGCUGCUGCUGGGGGGCGUGUGCGUGGCGGCCUCCCGGGUCUACAGGUCCAAGAGGAACAUCGUUCUGGGGGCAGGAAUCCUGUUCGUGGCAGCAGGCCUGAGCAACAUCAUCGGGGUCAUCGUGUACAUCUCGGCCAACGCGGGCGAGCCGGGCCCGAAGCGGGACGACGAGAAGAAGAACCACUACUCGUACGGCUGGUCCUUCUACUUCGGCGGCCUGUCCUUCAUCCUGGCCGAGGUGAUCGGCGUGCUGGCCGUCAACAUCUACAUCGAGCGCAGCCGCGAGGCGCACUGCCAGUCCCGCUCGGACCUGCUCAAGGCCGGCGGGGGCGCGGGCGGCAGUGGCGGGAGCGGCCCCUCGGCCAUCCUCCGUCUGCCCAGUUACCGCUUCCGCUACCGCCGCCGCUCCCGCUCUAGCUCCCGCUCCAGCGAGCCGUCGCCGUCGCGGGACGUGUCUCCGGGCGGCGCCGGGGCCCCCGGCUUCACCUCCACGGACAUCUCCAUGUACACGCUCAGCCGCGACCCGUCCAAGGGCAGCGUGGCCGCGGGGCUGGCGAGCGCCGGCGGCGGAGGCGCGUUCGGCGGCGCGGCCGGGGGCGCGGGCGGCGGCGGCGGCGGCGGCGGCGGCGGGGCGGGCGCCGAGCGGGACCGCGGGGGGACGUCCGGCUUCCUCACGCUGCACAACGCCUUCCCCAAGGAGGCGGGCGGCGGCGUCACGGUCACGGUCACCGGGCCGCCCGCCGCGCCCGCGCCCGCCCCGCCCGCGCCCUCGGCGCCCGCCCCCGGGACCCUGGCCAAGGAGGCCGCCGCCUCCAACACCAACACGCUCAACAGGAAGACCACGCCGGUGUAG